AUGUCGGAAGUGGACCUAGCAUUGCUGCUUGGCGGGCUCUGCCUCGCCCAAGCUGCAAGCGGGGCCUGGGGAGAAGCGCUGGCGUUCUGCUGCAAGCGCUCGGCCGACAUUGCAGACGAGAUCUUGAAGGACUGGCUACUUCGUGGUUGGCUGGAGGAAGCUAACACCUUCAUGACCGGCGACGUCAUUCAAUUCACUGGGGCCAAUCAAGCUCAGCUGACGGGACUUGUCAUGGGCCCAUCCGCAGAGUUUGGAUCCUGGCAGGUCCGGGUCAAAGGUGACGCUUCGGAGGCAGCAGCAGCUCUGGGCCCCGGUGAGGCGGUGCUGCCGAUUCCUGAAGCUGCUGAGACAGAAGGUGAGGUCCUGGUCGUGAAGGAGAGUGAUGCCACCUUGCUUACAUUGCGGUCCGGCCCUUGGACCUGA
This is a messenger RNA of Symbiodinium pilosum, 423 nucleotides long. Lineage: Eukaryota; Dinophyceae; Suessiales; Symbiodiniaceae. The record is from the annotation of a GenBank genome assembly.